AUGUCGAACGUACUACCGCUUGUCCGCCUGGUCAGCUUCGGCGUGGUUAUUGUGUUCUCUAUCAUCGUGCUGGGGUUAUGCGCGCACAUAACCAACUUGACGACGAACUCGUUCAUUCCUUUCUACUUCACGUUCGCGGCCAUGGGCAUCGCGACGGUCAUCCUGACCUGGGCUGGUUUGGGCACGCUCUUAAUCGUCGACCGUCUUCGCAAAGGCGCGAUUGCCUCGUGGAUCGUCACAGAACUCAGUGUCAUGGGCUUCCUCUGGAUCUUCUGGUUAACAACCGGCGCACUUGUCUCCGAAGAAAACGCCUUCAGAUUCUCCCCGGGAUGCUCCAACACCCGUGGAACGGUCUGCGGUGAAUUUGCCGCCACCGUCGCCUUUUCAUGGCUCAACUGGUUGAUCAUCUUCGGUUAUGGAGGCACGCUUUUGGUGUUCUCGAUCAUUGCUGCUACGAGGGGAAAUUCGGUGUGGUUCAAAUCCGUUAGCGAGGCCGAUUUCUUGGCUCCCGCAGUACAGAAAGCCGCUCCCCCCACCGUGUACCAGCCGCAGCCGGUCCAACCCCAAAUGCAACAACAACCCAUCCAAGGACAAUACCCUCCCGCUGGCUACCAACAACCACAGCAGCAACCUGCAUUUGUCCCCUCCCCCACCCCCCAAUCACCACAAGUCUAA
Pleurotus ostreatus (oyster mushroom) is the source of this 675-nucleotide messenger RNA. RefSeq lists its product as uncharacterized. The record is from RefSeq and is a predicted model, not a curated record. Lineage: Eukaryota; Fungi; Basidiomycota; Agaricomycetes; Agaricales; Pleurotaceae. The transcript has 5 exons. Bases 1 to 675 code for a protein of 224 amino acids.